GAACAGACAAUGGUGGCAAGAUCAGUUUAUAGUAUACCCUACAGACAGAGAAGUAAAACUACAAAAUUAUGUUCAAUCAUUGCAGCAUGGGCUAAGAGUAUCUGAUGUAAAUGAGACCUCACUGCAGGAAGCACUCCUUGAGGCUAGUCAGCAAGUUAUUGAACCUACACCACUAGACAAGACAAGAGUAGAACCAGUGAAAGAAGCUAAACUAUCUUUAACUAAAGAGGAACUGUCCACUGGACCAACUGAUGUUUAUGAAGAUAAUGAUGAUCUUAAAGGAGAGGAGAAGGAGGAGGAGCAGACAACAAAAACUAAGCAAACAGCGAUUCAAGAAAAGUAUGAAAAACUUAAAGCUAAUGUAAUCAUGCUUACUAAUGAGAAACUACAAUUACAGGACAAAUUAGAAUCAUCAAUUAGUGAAAAUGAGAAACUUAAACUUCAAAUCUCCGACAAGGAUAAACUGUUAGCUAAGUUUAUGAAGGAGAGGGUAGCAGUGAAAGAGAUGAUUUCUGUUGGUAUUCAGUUUCAUUAUAUUGUUCCAUCAGUGGAUAAUUUAGAGUAUCUGAGUGAUGUUAACAUAGCCAGUAAGAAACUGUUCCUGAUACAAGGAGACAGACCUCAACUGCUAAACUGGGAGAAGUAUGGGCUAAGAAUUGGAGUAUCUGGAGGAAGCCUAUUGUCCACAGAGACAGCUGAGGUAGCCGUGGUCGCUCUUGUAGGAGGACAGUUUGUGUUUCCUAAGAACACAGUACUCGUUAGUGCUGUGUAUGCAGUUUCCAUUUCCAGACCUCUCCUCAAAGCACUGAGGCUUGAGAUGCAACACUGCAUUGAUCUUUCCAGAGGAGUUAAAACAAAAUAUUUGAAAUUUGCCAUAGCUCCCGUGAGCACACCUAGUCUUCCUUACCAGUUCUCAUUUGUUGAUGGGGGGGAGUUCAGUGAGGGGAAAUGGUACGGAUCUAUUUAUAGGGAGAAGUUUUGCCUUGUUGGUAUCGUUGGGUCCUUGACUAAUGGAGAGAGAGGAGGUGAUCAGGAGGAGCAAGAAGAAAAAGAAAAUGAAGAUCAUGAUAAUGGAAGGAAUGAAAAUGGAGGAGCAAGGCUGCAAUAUUUGCAAGGAGAUGCAGCAAGAGAGCAACAAGGAGCAGCAAAUGUGGAACAAAAAGAGGAAGGAGAAGGAGACGUGAAGCAGAAAAUUGAAGAGAGAGGACUGGAAAAAAGAGGUGAAGGUGAGAAGCAAAAACAAGAGACCAAAGGACAAAAUACACUGCCAGGAGAUAAUGAUAAAGAAAAGUCCUCCACUGGUGUGUCUGAAUCAAUGACAUAUGCUGGAAUAGUUUAUUAUGAAGUAAAAGGUGUUGAAGAUUUAGUUACGUUUGCUGCUGCUAAAAAUCUGAAUGCCCUUCUUGAGUAUCUUAAAGAUUAUCAUUCUAAAGCCGAGAUGGGACAGAACGUUUACUUUUGUUUCAAUGAUUCUUCUAAAUACAUUGAACUAAUGAUGGAUGAGCCACAAACUGAACCUUUUACUGGUUGGAAGAUUAAACCUCAUUUUAGACCUUGCAGGUUGCGUCAAAAAGAUAUUAAUAAUUUUGGGAAAAAGGAUUACCCACUUCCUCCCUCUUGCUUGAUCUCAGUUUAUGGAUCACCUGCCCCUGGUACUGAAGCUAUGCUACACUAUGCUAUACCGCUGGAUGGUGUUGAUGAACCAGUAACAAUCUUCAUCCACAGAUCUUUAAGAAAUGCUCCUCAGCAUCCUUUAUCAGCAUCAGCCACUACUGCAGUACAAACUGGAGUACAAGCUAGUCCUAUUGUAUCAUCAGUUGAUUCAUCACUUGUUCCCACCACACCAAUGGAAAUACGUAGAGCAGAAGUUAUUCCUGAAGUUGCUUAUAGAGUAAUGUUAGAAUGUAUUCCAGGAAUCAGACGCUGUGGGAUUGAUCUUCACUUCUUAGCAGAAAAGUUAUUAGAAAAGAAGGUAAUAAAUAACAGACAAAGAAAGAAAGCCACUGAUGAACACAGUGGACAUACCACUGACCAGAGAAUGGAUCAACUACUUGACAUUAUUAAAGACUCUGUACAACAAGAGGGAAAGGUUUUUGAGUAUAUUUUAGAAAUACUUAAAGAUGAAGAUACCAUACUAGCUAACAAGCUGUAUGAUGAUAUGAUUAAUAAAUAUGAACAACAUAGAUGAAUAUUCGUGUAUGUAUGACUUGACUUGUUAUACAAUGUUACAUUUUUCUUAUUAUAUUGGUAUUGAAAUUUAGUACUA
Amphimedon queenslandica is the source of this 2266-nucleotide messenger RNA. RefSeq lists its product as uncharacterized. The record is from RefSeq and is a predicted model, not a curated record. The transcript is spliced from 12 exons. Lineage: Eukaryota; Metazoa; Porifera; Demospongiae; Haplosclerida; Niphatidae. The coding region runs from base 368 to 2188 and encodes 606 amino acids.